Messenger RNA from Schistocerca cancellata (South American locust), 2407 nucleotides. RefSeq names its product zinc finger protein 391-like. The record is from RefSeq and is a predicted model, not a curated record. Gene Ontology annotation, biological process: regulation of transcription by RNA polymerase II. The transcript is spliced from 7 exons. Gene Ontology annotation, molecular function: RNA polymerase II cis-regulatory region sequence-specific DNA binding; DNA-binding transcription factor activity, RNA polymerase II-specific. Lineage: Eukaryota; Metazoa; Arthropoda; Insecta; Orthoptera; Acrididae. Bases 197 to 1729 code for a protein of 510 amino acids.
UGUAAAUUAAUCGAAACGAGUGGAAUUUUGUUUAUGUCUCGUGCUGGGGGGUCGUUGUCGCUAGUUGUUUGUGCGUGGGCUAAGUGCAGGUUAAAGUAUAUACUGCAAUAACAUAUUUAAUGGUGCGAAACUCCAACAAGUGCUUCACAACAGACGGAGACCUGUAGAAAAUUCUAAGCCUAUCGUUUGCUUGACAAUGUUUUAUGGCUUAGAUGCGUGUAUGGCUGUGCUCGUGUCUGGGAACACGAACCGACUCCGAGAACUUGAUGCUCGAGAAUUCCGAUCGUCGGCCGAUGUGUCACUUUGCCCUAUUGCCAUGAAGGAAGAACCUAUGAACUCUUUCUCGCCGGUUGACGAGGGGCCCGAAUGCUUCACAGCAGCAAAAGAACGCACCAAGAGUGCUGCUAAAUUUCCGGUCUCGGAAGCGACAGAAACUCAGAUGUUUGAGUUUGUGGCUGUCAAACAGGAAUGGGUCGAAGAUGAUGUGAAGGAUGAUGACUGGGAUGAAGCUCAGGGGCCUGAGAACGCAGCUGUAGAGGAAGAUGGGAUUCACAUCAAAACACAGCCAUCUGAGUGGUGCAUAUUGGAGGAACCUGAAUCAGCAGAUACAACAGUGGGCAAUGCAAGGUUUAUCCCACAAGGCCAGGAUGGUUGUACUACUGGCAGAUGUGCCACCAUACGCACCAGAACUGACGAGAUACCGUUUAGUGACAGUAAUCGCAGUGGCAGCUGGAAAGAAUCUGACAGGAAUAAAAGCAAUACGCACCUACUCUCAAGACAGGUAGUGGACUCGGAGAGGCAGAAUACCCAUAAAGACAGCUAUUCUACUACAAGUACUGUGUUAAGUGACAGAUUCUGCAAGGAUACCUCUGACGCAAAUUCGAACUGCUACCAGGUAAAUGACAUUUGCGAGAGGCUCUCCCCCUCGACGAACGACAGUGUCGCCGGGCAGCCGUCACUUUCGCCUGACGAACGGGACGUCUUCACGUGCGACGUCUGCCGGGAAGUGUUUGUCGACAAGAGGAUCUUGAGGACCCACAUGCAACAGCACCUGCUGAAAUGCGACAUCUGCCACAAGACCUGCCGCGACGCCAACGGCCUCGAGGUGCACUACCGGACGCACACGGGCGAGCGGCCCUACUGCUGUGACACCUGCGGCCAGACGUUCUCGCGCAGUGAUCAGUUGAGGCUGCACUCGCUGCAGCACACGGGUGAGCGUCCCUACCACUGCGAUACCUGUGGUAAAACAUUCUUGCGCAGCGAUAACCUCAGGCAGCACACGCUGCAGCACACGGGUGAGCAGCCCUACCGCUGCGAUAUCUGCGGCAAGGCGUUCUCGCGCAGCAAUAAUCUGAGGCAGCACUCGCUGCUGCACACGGGUGAGCGGCCUCACGAGUGCGGCGUCUGCCACAAGAGGUUCACCAACAGCAGCAACCUGGCGCAGCACUCGCGCAUCCACACGGGUGAGCGACCCUACCGCUGCGACUACUGUGGCAGGUCAUUCACACAAAGCAGGAACCUGAAGGUACACCUCCGUAUGCACACGGGUGAGCGGCCGUACCGCUGUGACACCUGCGGAAAGUCAUUUACGCGAAGUAGAAGUGUGAAAGUACACCACCGCCCGCACACGGGUGAGAUGCUGUACGCCUGCAACGCGUGUGGCAAGGUGUUCGUCAGUGGCGAUACCUCGCAAAAACCUGGGCGUGUCCAAAUGCAAGAGGAGUCCUGAAACUGCAUUGUCUUCGAGAAGCACUUUGCAUGGAGGACGAGUCUGAAUACGGGUUCGUGCCUCCGUACUACCAGAAAUACCACCAGAGAUGUCAUACCGACAGAGUGAAGAUGAGUUUUAUAAACUUGCCGUGCAUCUUACAAUUUCACACUGAAACAUCCCCAUUCUAAUUAUUACUGUUGUAAGAGGAAUUCUGUUAUAAAGUCAAAUCGCACCAAAUUAAUUAUUUACAGCAACUUCAGGUAGAAUGUGAAGCCUAUUUGCAGGUUUAAAUUUUUUUAGAACAUAAUGUGUCACAUUGUUAUCAAAAGUACGUAACUUGUAUGGUUCAAAUGGCUCUGAGCACUGUGGGACUUAACAUCUGAGGUCAUCAGUCCCCUAGAACUUAGAACUACUUAAACCUAACUAACCUAAGGACAUCACACACAUCCAUCCCGAGGCAGGAUUCGAACCUGCGACCGUAGCGGUCGCACGGUUCCAAACUGUAGUGCCUAGAACCGCUCGGCCACUCCGGUUGGCUAACUUGUAUGUUCAGUCCUCGUGUAAUAUUAGUGGUCUCGUCUGCUUUACUACUGAAAACAAAAGUAAAGAGUACUGUCUAUUUUGAGUAUUACAGCAUCUAAUUUUGUGUUGUAUAACUGGAUAAUUGUUAAAUAAAACUCAAAUAGCACUUUAAAA